Messenger RNA from Aspergillus lentulus, 1716 nucleotides. Its product is annotated as IQ calmodulin-binding motif protein. Lineage: Eukaryota; Fungi; Ascomycota; Eurotiomycetes; Eurotiales; Aspergillaceae. The record is from RefSeq and is a predicted model, not a curated record. Gene Ontology annotation, molecular function: protein binding.
AUGGCUGAAAAUAUAGCAGUCACCUCUGCGGUGCCCUCUGCAGAGCCAGCUGCUGUCUCUGGUGAUUGUUUUUCUUCCCCCACCGUGACCGAUGGGACAGAAGUUGCCAGGAACAAUGACGUCACGGUAGCGGAUCGGGAGAAAGCAGCUCGUCUUAUUCAGAGGACUUAUCGCGGAUAUCGAACGCGACGUGAACUACAGGGGUUGGGGGUGAAUGCAUCUGCGCGAUGGUCUGAGGCCUUAAAGGAAGCAAGAUGGCGCCAACUCUAUCGUCCCUCCGUUUCGCCAGAGGGCACAGGCCCAGACGCCUCCAGACAAGUGCAUGAAAAAUGGGAAAGAGUCGUCAGCGUCGCUAUGCAAGUCGGCAGUGAUGACGGCAAGUACAGGAAAGAGACCGAUCCUUCAAAACGGCCCACAGCUAGUCCAGCGGCUACAGGACGACCCUCCGAAAGUGCGCCAGCGGAUGCUUCUUCCACUUCCAGAUCGCGAUUUCUCCAUUCAUUUCCCAUACUCCACCACGGAGUACCAUCUGAGAAGAUGGCCAAGAUGAUGGACCAACGGUACUUUCUUGAAAUGGUUGAUCUCAAACAUCGUCAUGGCAGCAACCUGCGCAAGUAUCACAAUUAUUGGAAAAACUGUCCCUCAACCCAGAACUUCUUCUACUGGCUUGAUCAUGGCGAGGGAAAAGAUUUAGAUUUGCCUGAAUGUCCCCGUGCGAAGCUGGAGCAUCAGCAAGUGCGCUAUCUCAGCCGGGACGAGCGGCUGAAUUAUCUGGUCACGGUAGACCAGGCAGGUCUCUUCCGCUGGGCAAAGAAUAACGAGCUUGUGUGCACGGAUAGUACGCGCUUCAAGGAUAGUCUCAAGGGUGUUGUGCCGAUUGAUGAGGACGCGCCACAGUUUAGAGGUCAUUCCGAGGCUGGUUAUCCGGUCGCAUAUGCGUCAAGCUCGUCUUCCUCACCAAGUCAGUCGUCGACUGAUGAAGACUCAGCGGACGAUAAUCCCAGCGAGCAAAUCAACCAAGGUUAUGAGGAAGCAAAAGGGGUCCACAAAUUAGCCCAUAUCACACCGUCAGUGGUGCGCGACCAUUUUACUCGCAAGCCCGCAAAGAGAAAGGACAUGUGGUUAUUCGUCGCGGACACUUCAUUUCGUCUGUACAUCGGGAUCAAGGAAAAGGGAGCCUUCCAACAUUCCUCAUUUCUACGGGGUGCGCGCGUUGCGGCGGCAGGUUUGAUAAAGAUCUGGAACGGUCAGCUACGCAGUGUAACACCUUUGAGUGGCCAUUACCGUCCACCGUCGGCCAAUUUCCGCGCUUUCGUUCACGCAUUGCAGGAUCAAGGUGUGGAUAUGUCCCAUGUUUCCAUUACAAAAUCGUACGCCAUCCUUGCAGGCAUGGAGGGAUACGUUCGGACAAAGCACAAAUUGCGAGCCUUGCAUGAGACGCUAGAUGAUUCAAAAGAAAAGCUUCUUCAUGGGCGACAAAGACAGAACGAUCGACAUGUUGAGAAGGAUGCGCAGGUGCCGGACGAAAAAGCCAUCCAUAAAGACCAGGCCGAAUGUUUAUCCGCAACGGCUAAUGAAGAAAGCUUGAGUGCGAACGAUAAGGAAACGGACGGUCGGGCUUUGCCUGCAAGGGUGAAGAUCCACCAGGCCUCCGCUUCGCAGGAUCCGAUAAACCCCAGUGAUGAACCUGCUACUAUGCCAGCUGAUGAUCAAUGA